Saxophila tyrrhenica is the source of this 1023-nucleotide messenger RNA. Its product is annotated as CSG1/SUR1-like protein. The transcript has 2 exons. Lineage: Eukaryota; Fungi; Ascomycota; Dothideomycetes; Mycosphaerellales; Extremaceae. Gene Ontology annotation, biological process: mannosyl-inositol phosphorylceramide biosynthetic process. Gene Ontology annotation, molecular function: mannosyltransferase activity. The record is from RefSeq and is a predicted model, not a curated record. Bases 1 to 1023 code for a protein of 340 amino acids.
AUGCGCCGCGGCCUCCUCAUCUUCCUCCUCCUCCUCUUCGCCCUCCUCGCCUUCGCCAUCCACACCGUCUGGACCCUCAUCACCCUCCUCUUCGUCACCGGCGCCCGCUCCGCCAUCACCAAAGCCGAGCUGCCCUCCCCCAACUCCUCCCGCAUCGGCACGGGCCCGGCUCUCAUACCCAAAAUCUUGCACCAGACGUGGCAGAACGAGUCCAUCCCAGCUGUCUGGAAGGGCGCGCAGCAGAGCUGUCUCGACCUCCACCGCGAGGAGGACGGGUGGGAGUACAUGCUCUGGACGGACGCGAAGAUGGAGGCGUUUAUGCGCAAGGAGUAUCUGUGGUUCAUGGAGACGUUUGAUGGGUAUCCGUAUGUGAUUGAGCGGGCGGACGCGAUACGGUAUUUUGUUCUUUACCAUUAUGGAGGCGUGUAUCUGGAUCUCGACGAUGGGUGUGGAAGGGCCAUGGAGCCGUUGCUGAGUUACCCGGCGUGGGUGCGCAAGACGGUGCCGACGGGGAUCAGUAAUGAUGCGAUGGGUGCGACGCCGGGACAUCCUUUCUUCAGGAAGGUGAUAGAUUCGCUGCAGGCGUAUGAUCGGAACUGGCUCUUGCCGUACAUCACGGUAAUGGGAUCGACGGGGCCGCUGUUCUUGAGCGUGAUCUGGCGGCAUUACAGCUCGGAAGGCUUGAACGAGGAUGAUGGCGAGGUCAGGAUCUUGUUCCCGGACGAGUAUCAAGGCACGCCAUGGGCGUUUUUUACGCAUCAUUUGGGGAACAGCUGGCAUGGGGCGGAUGUGGAGUUCAUCUUCUGGAUGGCCCGCAACUGGUUCCUAGUAACCCUCAUCGGCUUCGCCCUUGGCUUCACCAUCAUCUUCGGCACUUGGUGGACCUACCACCGCCUCGUCCUCAAGAAGCCCGCCAGCGACGUGCCGAAGUGGAAGAUGGCUUCCGUCCGAUCGAAGUUUCCAUUCUGGCGGAGAGCCAGCGCGCAGAAAGAGUACGAGCUCGUGAGCCGGCAUGAGGUCUAG